CUUUGCUGAGUGCGCGGGAUUGCCUGGCUCGCGAUUGCGAUCAUCGAUCAUCAGCCGCGCGAAGGUCCUUCGGAUCCAGGAACGGAAGUUUUCCUUGAGUUUUUUUUGUGUUGUUCGAUUUGGUUUGGUUUUAUCAGGACCAGCAGGAUAAAGAUGAAGUGCCUCGUACUGGUACAUUUGAUCGCCCACAUCCUGCUCGCCGGUUCCUCGCCCGACGAUGAGUGGCAUUAUCCUUCGCCGGACCCAAAUGGAGAGAUCAACGAACCGGAAGCAUGGGGCGGCCAGUGCGACAGUGGCCGCCGUCAGUCACCGAUUGCCCUGGGCAGGGCGGCAGCGGUGCGUGGCGAGUUCGGACCGCUGAUCUUCAACAACUACAAGCUACCGAUCCGGCAGGCCCAGCUCACCAACACCGGCCACUCGGUGCAGGUGAACAACAAUGACACGCUCGUCACGAUACAGGGCGGCGGGCUGCCGGGCCGGUACGUGCUGGAUCAGCUGCACUUCCACUGGGGCUCGGAGCACACGAUCGAUGGCGUCCGGUAUGCGCUCGAGCUCCAUCUCGUCCAUCACCACACCCAGUACCCGACGCUCAACGAUGCGGUCGCCUUCAAGAACGGGGUCGCCGUGAUCGGUGUCCUGUUUCACGUGGCCGACCAGCCCAACAUGCACAUCGGCACCAUCCUCGAGACGGCCAUCGACAUCCGGAGCGUGGCCGGGAAGGUGGCCCCGCUGAAGGGGAAGCUGGCACCGAACAGUUUGCUGCCGGCGAACCGCACCACCUACUUCCGGUACGAGGGUUCACUAACGACACCGGCCUGUGCCGAGUCCGUCCUCUGGACGGUCUUCACCGACAGUGUGCCACUGUCGCUCGACCAGGUCGACCAGUUCAAGGUGAUCCACGAUCAGUCCGGCCACGAGCUGGUCAACAACUACCGCUCGGUGCAGCCACUGAACGCACGCUCGCUGGUUUACGCCCGGGAAUGGGCCCGAACCGUGGGCGAAAGUGGCAGCGGUGCCAGGGCGGGGGUUACGGUUCCGGCUGGUCUGUUGUUGCUUCUACUGCUGCUGCCGUUAGCGUCUGUGAAGGGCUGUGUGCUGUGAUAAUGCGGAAUGGUUUAAUAAAUGAAAGCUAAACUGAAAACUCCCGAAUGGGAUCCACCGUCGUCCAUCAACCACCGAUCAACCGAAUCGAUCCCGAGGACCCGAGCCUCGCGAAAAACACAUUUGCUCCGUGCUCGCUGUAGCAUCCGAUUCCGUCGCAGUGCAGUGUCUCAUCGAGGUGAUAUAGAUAAGCGAUGGAAUAUUCCGUUCGCGCCGAUAACAGGGCGAUGGAGGCGCCUGACGCCGAGCGAUUCUCAGUUGCGGUUCAGUGUUUUGAAACUAAGCUUCGGAAACGCCCAAUACUAUUGAUCAUGAAUUGCUACAGUAAACUGAUUGACGUCAAUUUAUGCAGUACGUGUAGCGUCAAUAAACCGCGGCCAAUGAAAUGGGCGAUUUUCAGCAUGGUGUCGCUCAGAUUAAACACCAGAAAAGGAAGUAAAAAGCAUAUAUCCACACCCCUA
Anopheles aquasalis is the source of this 1562-nucleotide messenger RNA. It is a transcript of the gene CAH7, whose product is annotated as Carbonic anhydrase 7. Gene Ontology annotation, molecular function: carbonate dehydratase activity; zinc ion binding. NCBI's taxonomy places the organism in Eukaryota, Metazoa, Arthropoda, Insecta, Diptera, Culicidae. Gene Ontology annotation, cellular component: cytoplasm. The record is from RefSeq and is a predicted model, not a curated record.